CUCCACGACAUCCAACAACUCGACCACAUCUAUUCAUCUAUCUUUCUAUCUUCUACCGUUCACCUCAACCCCGUCAAUUUCAGCAACUUGACUUCUAUCUUUCCGUCCUCUUCUUCAUCGUCGACGCCUACAAGCCACCAUUCAAAAUACCCAAAUCUACCUCUUACUUGAGCCUCUACAAUCUCCAUGCAGUGACUUUUCCCAGGCCAUGUGAUUGAGAGCAAGCGCUCCUCAUCAUGUCUUCCCACUCCCGUACACCCCAAUGGAGCCUUGCGCUUCUUGGUCCCCUUAUUCUGAGCAUUUUCUCGACCGUGGCCCAAUCGUCUGCGGCUGUCAAUGUGGCUCUGAAGACCUCCUUCGAUGCUGCCCCUUAUUUGGUUGAACUACUGGAGACGGCUGCCCUCGAGAACUCGUCGUCAUAUUUCCCCCUCCUCGAUCGCAUCGCCGAUGGCGCCUUUGCCGACCUUGAGUCAGACCAAGAUUUAUACAACCACUUCAUAGAGAUUGUCCAGAAGGAUGGCCACUUAUCCGCUCCCGACUCCCUCUCCUCCUUCAAGUUUGCCCUGUCUCUUCACGCCGCCGCCCCGAGAGUCCAGGCCCAUUUCCAAUACUACAACACCUCGGUCCAGUCUCUUCUUCCUGCCGCCCAGGAUGCUGCUUGCCCUGUUUGGGUUUACUUAGACGGACAGCAGUAUUGCUCCCCUUCACUUGACCGUGCUCAGCAGCCUGUCCAGCUACCAGAUGUCGACACUCCUUUGCCCUUCGACCGUAUCCUUGGCGAAUCUUCUGAUGGUCCGCCUUCUAUUCUCUACGCCGACAUUACACAUCCCCUCUUCGCUCAAUUUCAUCAUGUGGUUAGCAAAACCGCCCGCGAUGGUGCCUCCUCAUAUCGACUACGCUACAGACCCCCCGUCUCUACCAGCUCAAAUCCUCUGUAUGUCAGUGGCUAUGGAGUCGAGCUCGUCCUCAAACGCACCGACUACAUUGUCAUUGACGAUCGAGAUGCCACAACACCAGAUCGCAAAUCCCCCGAACAGCUCUCCCUUGAGAAGGCCGAGGAAGAGGAGCUGAGUGAUCUCAAACCGUUGACAUCUUCCGAAGUAGCUCCUUUGGCUUUGAAUGCCGCCAGCUUCAUUGCCUCUAGCUCCAACCCUCUUGACACUCUCCUCCAGAUAUCCUCUGACUUUCCUCGAUACUCGUCCCUCCUGGCCUCCGCAAAUGUCUCAGAUGAUUUCUUGAGAGAACAUCGGUACAAUCGAGAACGUUUCCUACCUUCUGGGUACAAUGUCUUGUUGAUCAAUGGCAUGCAGAUUGAGCCGCGACAGAUUAAUGCCUACUCUCUGAUAGACCAUCUCCGACGAGAACGACGAAUCAUUGACAAUCUGAAAACCAUUGGUUUGACUUCGUCUGAGGCCAUCGAUCUCUUGUCCAGCCAAGUCAUUGCCGAAUCUCAAGCCAACGAGUCUCCUCAACGUUUUGAUUGGCGCGACAACCUCGAAGAUGGAAAGGCCUUGAUGUGGCUGAAUGAUUUGGAAACUGACAAGAGGUAUGCAGGAUGGCCGUCCAGUCUUCAAGCCUUGUUCCAAAGAGUCUACCCAGGCCAACUCCCCCAAGUUGCUCGUGACAUUCACAACCUUGUUGUUCCCAUUGACAUGAAUAACAUCAAAGAUGUGGAACUGGUUGUGACGGCACUGCAAAGUCUGGUCAGGAGAAAGGUACCUCUUCGCAUCGCGCUUGUGCCUAUUGGUGAUGGCGAAACUGCCGACACAUAUGCAAAGGUCUCUUACCAUAUUCUUGACACCUAUGGUUUAACAACCUUGAUGGCCUUUUACAACGACAUUGUCUCCGGGAAGAAGCUUUUGUCAACCCCAGAACAGAGCUUUGCCGCAGUCAUCAAGGGACGCACUCCUCGAGAGGGGAAAUAUGUCCUUACCUAUGACCAGGCUCUCGCCGCUGAUUCCGUUGAACAGCAUCUUGCUGCUCGAAACACCUACAUUGAUCGACUCGCUCUUCAAGGCGCCAGCAUUCCCUUCCUCAUCAAUGGUGUCGUCAUGACACGCACAGACAGCUGGUUUGAGACCAUGAGCGCUCGCUUGUAUGCCGACUUGCAGAUCCUACAACAGGCUGUCUACGGAGAUCUCAUUCUUGAGGAAAGUUGGAUUCCGGAAUUUUUCAUCGGUCAAGCGCCGUCGCGACGUAAUCAGCUGGUGUUCCCCCACGACCCUAAGGAUGUCAGGAUCCUCGAUGUCAUUGCUCUUGCCACAGCUCAUGGUGGAGAUUUGGCUGCUUUACCACGUGUCGCUGGUUGGGAUGCAGACCUUCUAGGAGAUCGUGCGCACGUGCUCCUCGUAGCCGAUCUGGACUCUGCUGCUGGCCGAGCUCUGUUGGAAGAGACUAUCGCUGUCCAACAUCAGAGACCCCACACCGAUAUAUUGAUUCUUCACAAUCCCGCAGUCGAGGACGCCUCCCCGGGAAUCGCCUGCAGUUUGUAUGCCAUGGUCGAGGACGGACGACGGGAUGUUUACAUUGAGAAACUAUGGGACCUUCUCGAACGUAAAGAAGACUUCGCUGUCCUGGAUGGGGCUGCUGUCUCGGCCUGCAGAACCUUUUGGGCAACCAAGCAGCCUGCGGCAAGGGCUAUCGGAUUUAUGGCUGGUGAAACUGGCCUAUGGGUGAAUGGUAGAACAAUUGGGCCGCUCGUGGCCCCUUUUUCUACCACUGACCUCGAAUCCCUGCUCGACUCUGAGCGCGAACAGAGGAUCAGUCCGGUCACCACGGCUAUUACGGGUCUCGGUCUUGAGAAGCGUUUCGAGGAUGCAUUUGACCUGGCCAAAGUCACGUCCCUGGUCGCCCGGUCUCUCAAGUCAGAUUUGCCUGAAGGACUCCGUGAAAGCGCGCCACUGAUCCGGAUGGAUCUAUUCAAGGUCUGGAACGAAACUUACACAGCGAUCAACUUGGCCAAUCAUGAAGAUGCGACUGUACAAGUCGUUGCCGUCAUGGACCCGGCGUCUGAGGUCACUCAGCAAUGGGUGCCGAUCAUCCAGACUUUGUCUCAACUCCAUGGUAUCAACGUCAAAAUCUUCCUGAAUCCCAAAGAUCGAUUGACGGAAUUGCCUGUCAAACGAUUCCUGCGGCACGUUGUGAGCUCCGAGCCUUCAUUCGACGACAAGGGUUCUCUGCAACGGCCAAUGGCUUCAUUCAAGGGGAUCCCCAAAGACACUCUGUUCAAUCUCGGCAUGAUUGUUCCUCCCUCAUGGCUGGUAGCCCCCGAGAAAUCAGUUCAUGACCUUGACAACAUCAAACUCAGCAGCCUUGCCGAAGGGGAAAACGUCGACGCCGAAUAUGAACUAGAACAUAUCUUGAUCGAGGGCCACGCACGCGAUGUGACUACUUCACCUGCGCCGAGAGGAGUUCAACUCCUCUUGGGCACGGAACAGGAACCUCAUUUUACAGACACUAUCGUCAUGGCCAACUUGGGAUACUUUCAGUUCAAAGCGAAUCCGGGAUAUUGGCAGAUUGGAUUGAAGCCCGGGCGGUCGUCCAAGAUCUUCAACAUCGACAGUGUCGGGCCGAGCGGCUACGAAGCGGCACCGGGGGAUGAAACCACGUCGGUUGCACUUCUUUCAUUCCAGGGCUUGACGCUUUUCCCACGGCUCUCUCGCAAAGCUGGCAUGGAAGAGGAGGAUGUCUUGGAGUCGCCAACUGGAGCGUUGGACUAUCUGAGCAAAGGCGCGUCAUUUGCUUCUUCGGCUCUGUCAUCGUUGGGCUUUGGAAAGAGCACCGAUUCUAAUGCCGACAUCAACAUUUUCUCGGUGGCGUCGGGACAUCUCUACGAACGCAUGCUGAAUAUCAUGAUGGUGUCGGUCAUGAAGCACACCAAACACACGGUCAAGUUUUGGUUUAUUGAACAGUUCUUGUCGCCUGAUUUCAAAUCGACGCUGCCAUAUUUGGCUGAGCACUAUGGGUUCAAGUACGAGAUGGUGACGUACAAGUGGCCGCACUGGCUACGAGGCCAGACGGAGAAACAGCGUGAGAUCUGGGGAUACAAGAUAUUGUUCUUGGAUGUGCUCUUUCCCCUUGAUUUGGACAAGGUGAUUUUUGUCGACGCAGAUCAAAUUGUGCGGACGGAUAUGAUGGAGCUGAAUCGAGUAGACCUCAAAGGGGCGCCGUAUGGAUUCACCCCCAUGUGUGAUUCGCGGACUGAAAUGGAAGGGUUCCGGUUCUGGAAGCAGGGCUACUGGGAAACGUACCUGCGAGGCAAACCGUAUCACAUCUCAGCAUUGUAUGUGGUGGACUUGAAGCGAUUUCGACAAGUUGCAGCAGGGGAUCGAUUGAGGCAACAGUACCAAGCUCUUUCGGCUGAUCCUAACAGCUUGAGCAAUCUCGACCAGGAUCUGCCCAACCAUAUGCAACACAGUCUCCCUAUCCACAGCCUGUCACAAGAAUGGCUGUGGUGCGAGACGUGGUGUAGCGACGAAAGUCUGGCGCAGGCCAAGACGAUUGAUUUGUGCAACAACCCGCAGACCAAGGAGCCCAAGCUGGACCGAGCUCGGCGCCAGGUUCCGGAAUGGACAGAGUACGAUGACGAGAUUGCACGGGUGAUUGAGGCCGCCAAAGGAGUGGGCAGCGACGGUGAGGCCAUGGAUGGCAAGCGGACACGAGAUGAAUUAUGAAGACAAUGUGGGGUCUAGAUGAAAUCAGGCUAUAUAGACUGUACAAAUAUGACAAGAAGCACUUUGUUGGAGACGAUGAGAUUACAGGAUAAAUAGAGUAUGAGAAGAGAAGAGAUAAAGACAGAUUG
This is a messenger RNA of Exophiala mesophila, 4801 nucleotides long. RefSeq lists its product as uncharacterized. Gene Ontology annotation, molecular function: UDP-glucose:glycoprotein glucosyltransferase activity. The record is from RefSeq and is a predicted model, not a curated record. The transcript has 2 exons. Lineage: Eukaryota; Fungi; Ascomycota; Eurotiomycetes; Chaetothyriales; Herpotrichiellaceae. The coding region runs from base 237 to 4673 and encodes 1478 amino acids. Gene Ontology annotation, cellular component: endoplasmic reticulum.